GGUGGCCUAACACCCGAAGGUUCCCCAGAACCCGUCUCAGCUGAAGAACGACAUGUUCCAGUGCCGCGGCUGCCAGCGCUACCUCCAGUCCUCUGACUUCAACCCGACGGCCGGGGCGCGUCUGAGCGGACGCUGCCGGGACUGCACCGGCCUCGACAACAUCGCCCGAUCCCGAGACGACUUCUCCUGCUACCGGAACAUCCUGAGGAGGCUGAGGAGCGACGAGAUGAGGCUCAACCAGGACGCCAAGAUCCCCUUCCUGCUGCAGGUGGAGGACGUGCGGUACCUGGUGGAGGUGCUGUGGGCGUCGCGCUCCGCCCUCCACGGCAGCAGCGACCUCUACAGCCUGGUGUUUGUGCGCUGGGAGAAGAGGAGGGUCUGGAGCCCCUGGAACUGCAUCCUGCUGUCCAAAGAGGAGACGUCCGCGCACCUGGAGGUGGACGACGUGCACAAGGCGUACGAGGUGACGUUCCUCCGCAGGGUCGAUCACAAACACAUGUUGGCUCGCCGGCACUUCAGCAGCGUCCCUGUCAUGGCGGAGCACCUGGAGCCGACCGCCACGCUCGGCAACCAGCUCGUCUCCAAGCCCGUCAACAUGGCGACAGGCAAGCCCACCGUCCACACCCCAGCGCGUUCAGCUCAUUAAGAAACCCCCCCAUUGUGCCCUUCCCUCGCUCUGAUCAGCUGUCACUUUACAAAAUAAAGUUCAUGAUGGUCUUAAUCCUGGUUUUCACUCAUGCACAUUUACUAACCAGUUGAGCCCCGAGCCUGUAAUUCAGGGUUAGGGUUAGCUUUUAUUUAGAA
Messenger RNA from Notothenia coriiceps (black rockcod), 804 nucleotides. RefSeq names its product IQ and ubiquitin-like domain-containing protein. Gene Ontology annotation, biological process: flagellated sperm motility; cilium assembly. NCBI's taxonomy places the organism in Eukaryota, Metazoa, Chordata, Actinopteri, Perciformes, Nototheniidae. The record is from RefSeq and is a predicted model, not a curated record. The coding region runs from base 53 to 646 and encodes 197 amino acids. Gene Ontology annotation, cellular component: motile cilium; acrosomal vesicle. The transcript has 5 exons.